GCGAGUUCUUCAAGGCCGACGGAUCCGCUUUCAGUGCCGUCAUUUCCAUUUCUUCAUCCAUGAUGUUGUAACAACAGCACAACAUCACCCAACAUGACAACAGCCACUGCUGCCACAUCGGCAGCUAUCCCGUUGACGACGGUGUUUACACCCCCGGCCUCGUGCACAAGCGUGAAUUUGGUUUCUUCGGAUUGCUCGAAAAGUACCUGCGAUGGUCUGUACAACAUCGUCCAAACAACCGACACAAACUGUUAUCCCUCCGGAUGGGCCACAACAGCCACCUGGUUCUCACCAGGCUUAUAUUGCCCGACUGGAUAUACUGUGAAUGAUACCAAUGUUGUCACAAGUGGUUUGGGUAUUACAGAGACUCAAGCGAGAUGCUGUCCUUCAGGAUACGCCUUCGCAACUCAACUCCAAGCACCUUGGUGGACCCCCGAGCCCUGUACGAAGAUAAGCACCACGACCACCGUGCUCGAGUUCACUAUCCUCGGCGCAACCCCAACGACUACGACCGCAAUCACCUACAAAAACCCUAUCAUCCACGCAUACCCCAUCGAACUAAGAUGGCAAUCCACCGACAGCGUGGACGGAGGCGUGAAAAGUUCCGCCACGGUUGAACUAACAUCCUCCUCUGGAACCUCCGCGACAUCCACAUCUACCUCCACAGGAGGCGCAUCCACAUCAACCGGUCUCUCCACAGGCGCGAAAGCAGGUAUCGGAGUCGGCGUCGCAGCAGCAGCUAUCAUCGCGAUCAUCCUCAGUCUCCUCUUCUGGGUUCGACGGAGGAGAAACCAAAAGGCUGUGUCUACGCUGCCCUCGGCUGGUCACACCCGCGGUGGGUCCAUAUUCAAGAAGACGCCUCAACAGGAGCCCGUGGAGCUACCUACUUACACGCCGGAAUUACAUGGGAGUUUUUCACCGCACUCCGAGUUGGACAGUAGUGAUCGAGGCUUUAGUGAGCGCGGUUAUAGUGAGCAUGGACAUAGCGAGGAGCGCGCAGCGAGUUUGGGCAGAUUGAGAGUCAGAUGCAACGGAGUCCCAGGGCGUGAGUCGGACCUCGAGGUAGUCCUCCAAGCAAGAUCUUUUUCUGUGUGCAUUACGGCUGGAUUUAUUCAUCAAGGCUACCCCCUUCUACAGAAUAGACGUUUAUAG
Molecule: messenger RNA, 1152 nt
Organism: Penicillium subrubescens
Lineage: Eukaryota; Fungi; Ascomycota; Eurotiomycetes; Eurotiales; Aspergillaceae
Exons: 2
Coding region: 94-1152 (352 amino acids)
Source: RefSeq, a predicted model, not a curated record